GAGCCCGAUUGUGGGCAACAGCCCGAAGAUCAUUCGGAUGAAGAAGGUGUUGCCACGUAACACAAACAGAAAACUUAUUAUAGCCCAACAAUCACAAAACUAUGAAUCAACAGCAGCACAGCACUUGUACAAUAUUCAUCAAUGGCGGCAUUCAGAAAUGCAAUCUCUGUCGGAAAACAGGCAAACACUUCCCUAUUCUCACUUCCUCGUUUUCUCCGAACAACACCCAAUCAUAUCUCUGCUUCUAACCCUUUUCUCAGAUCAACCCCUUUGCCUCGUCAUCAAUCCGGUUUGAAAUUUUCGAUUAGGUCGAUAAAUGGAACAGCUGCGGAUCCGAUGGCUCCGAAGAAAGAAAAUCAAGAGCCAUCAUCACAGAGUUGGGAGAUUAAGAUGCUUUACGAUGGCGAAUGCCCGUUGUGUAUGAGAGAGGUUAAUAUGCUGAGAGACAGGAACGAAAAAUACGGAACAAUCAAAUUUGUGGACAUAAGUUCGGAUGAAUACAGUCCCGAAGAUAAUCAAGGCCUUGAUUACAAAACCGUAAUGGGUCGAAUUCACGGAAUUCUAUCAGAUGGAACUAUUGUAAAGGAUGUUGAGGCAUUCAGAAAACUUUAUGAAGUCGUCGGUUUGGGGUGGGUUUAUGCCAUUACCAAAUACGAACCUGUUGCCAGCAUUGCAGAUGCCGUUUAUGGAGUUUGGGCUAAAUAUCGUCUUCAAGUUACGGGUCGACCACCUCUAGAAGAAGUUUUGGAGACACGGAGGAAAAAGAAAGAAAUUUGUGAAGACGACAAGGUGUGUAAAAUGUAGAUGAUUAUAAUCACACGAACCCAAGAUAUAAGGUACAUUCUUGCUUCUAGUGCGAGUUGUUUUCUUACGUGCUUAUGUAAUGGGUCUAUUCAUAGUUAUAGUUAUGUUACGAUAAGAUCAGCCAAGAUAAGAUUAUGCAAUUUUGUGAAAAUUCAGAUAUAUUAUACUCAUGGGCUUGUUUUAUUUGGCUCUUCACAAAAAAGUUUUUUUUCGUUUUACAAGUAGGUGUGUGUAAAAGUGUGUAGUUGACAAAUAUACAUGUAUGGUGAAA
Erythranthe guttata (spotted monkey flower) is the source of this 1075-nucleotide messenger RNA. RefSeq names its product Putative thiol-disulfide oxidoreductase DCC. The record is from RefSeq and is a predicted model, not a curated record. Lineage: Eukaryota; Viridiplantae; Streptophyta; Magnoliopsida; Lamiales; Phrymaceae. Gene Ontology annotation, molecular function: protein-disulfide reductase activity.